Molecule: messenger RNA, 351 nt
Organism: Suillus subalutaceus
Lineage: Eukaryota; Fungi; Basidiomycota; Agaricomycetes; Boletales; Suillaceae
Exons: 2
Coding region: 1-351 (116 amino acids)
Source: RefSeq, a predicted model, not a curated record
AUGGCUCAACCUGAGAUCACACAAACGGCCGCCAACAACUUGAAGCCAAAGGCACAAUGGCAAGACUCAGAGGUGGAUAUCCUCCUUCAACAUUUCAUCCAGAAUCACGCAGUGAUUGGCAAUGGUGGGAACUUCUCAGGGCCUACCUUCAACAGCGCAGCUACUGCUAUCAAUUCCGAUGAGACAAUUCAAACAAUGGGCCCACCAAAGAUGGGCAAUAUGGUUAAGACCAAAUGGACCACACUCAAAAAAAUAUUCAAUCAAAUCGAGGCCUACUGCAAUGUAUCCGGCUUUCAUUGGGACAAUGUGCGGGGAGCUGGGAUUGAGGGCCCUGCUGCUGACAGCGUUUGA